UCUUCUCUGACUUCUACUAUAAAUUUUGUGCCUCCAACCAAACCUUCUCACUAACAUUCUACUUUUCACCUUCUCUCUCUGUUUCACACUAAAGAAAUGCAUACCAAAUUUCUUUUUUCUUCCUGCAUCGUACUUGUUCUUUUGUUCUCACUAUCUUCUGUCAAUGUUGUUGUUGCUGGAGAUGGAGAAAGUUCUGGUGAAUCUGGGAACCCAUUUACACCAAAGGGUUAUCUGAUUAGGUACUGGAAGCAACAUGUGUCAAAUGACUUACCAAAGCCAUGGUUCUUUCUCAACAAGGCAUCCCCAUUGAGUGCUGCACAAUAUGCAAAAUAUUCAAAGCUUGUUGCUGAUCAAAAGGCACUCACCACACAGCUUCACUCCUUUUGCUCUUCAGCAAAUCUCAUGUGUGCACCUGAUUUGUUACCAAAUCUUGAAAAGCACAAGGGAGAUGUCCAUUUUACCACUUAUGGUGACAAGAACUUUACCAAUUACAACACUAAAGUAUAUGGUCUCGGAUUUAACUCAUUCAAGAACUAUUCCGAGGAUUUUACUGGAGGUAUAAAUUCUUUCAGGCGUUAUGGUAGAGAUUCUCCCCGUGACAAUCAAUUUGACAACUAUGCUCCUGAUGGCAAUGUAGUUGAUCAAAGUUUCAACAGCUAUAGCACAAAUACUCCAGGGGGUUCUGGCCAAUUCACAAAUUAUGGGCCAGAUACCAAUGUCCCCUCUCUAAAGUUCAAUUCCUAUUCGGACAAUGGUGCAGGCUCGGACCAAAAUUUCACAAGUUAUGGCUCAAGGGCCAAUGUCCCUGAUAUGCACUUCACUUCCUAUUCCGACCAUGGAACAGGUGGGGAACAUAGAUUCAAAUCCUACGGAGAUGACGGAAAUUCUGGUGGCGAAUCUUUCAGAAACUAUGGCAAAGAUGGGAAUGAGGCUGAUGGUGUAUUCACAAGCUAUGGAAACGAGACAAAUGUUUUAGGCUCAACAUUUAUGAACUAUGGUGAGACAGCAAAUGGGGAGAGUCAAAAUUUCAUGUUUUAUUCUACCAACGGUAAUAAUCCUCAAAACAACUUCAAGAACUAUGGUGUUGAAGGUAAUGGUCCAUCUGAGACUUUUACUAACUACAGAGAUCAAUCAAAUGUUGGAGAUGACACGUUCACUACCUACGUCAAGCAUUCCAAUGGCGGUGAAGCAAAUUUUACCAACUAUGGUCAAUCAUUUAAUGAUGGUACUGAUGUAUUUACUACCUAUGGUAAAGGGGCUAAUAACCCACAUAUUAAUUUCAAGACUUAUGGAGUUAACAACACUUUCAAAGAUUAUGUCAAAGAUACUGCCAUAUUUUCCAACUAUCAAAACAAAACUUCCCAAGAUUUGGCUUCGUUGGCUGAGGUCAACAGUGUCAAAAAGGUGAAUAACCGGUGGGUUGAACCCAGGAAGUUUUUCCGGGAGAAGAUGCUGAAGAGUGGUACAGUCAUGCCUAUGCCAGACAUAAGAGAUAAGAUGCCUAAAAGGUCAUUUUUGCCUCGGGUGAUUGCUUCGCAAUUACCCUUUUCUAGCUCAAAGAUUGCUGAGCUGAAGAAAAUCUUCCAUGCCACCGAUGAUUCUCAUGUGGCAAAGAUGAUCGGCGAUGCCCUGAGCGAAUGUGAAAGAGCACCGAGCGCCGGGGAAACAAAACGAUGUGCUAAUUCAGCCGAAGAUAUGAUUGAUUUCGCAACUUCAGUGCUUGGCCGAAAUGUCAUUGUUCGAACCACCGAGAAUACAAAAGGAUCAAAGGGAAAUAUUAUGAUAGGAUCAGUCAAAGGAAUCAACGGUGGAAAUGUCACCAAAUCAGUGUCGUGUCAUCAGAGCUUGUUCCCUUAUUUACUCUAUUACUGCCAUUCAGUUCCUAAAGUGCGGGUCUAUGAAGCUGAUAUUUUGGACCCAAAUUCAAAGGCUAAGAUCAACCAUGGCGUCGCCAUUUGCCAUGUGGAUACUUCUUCAUGGGGACCCAGGCACGGAGCCUUCAUUGCACUCGGGUCAGGACCUGGGAAAAUAGAGGUUUGUCAUUGGAUCUUUGAAAACGACAUGACUUGGACAAUUGCUGAUUGAGCCAAGGAGGAAAAAAGGAUUUUAUAAAUAUACAAAUUUUCUAAUUCAGAUCGAACCCGGGUGUGUAAUAUGUAGUAAAAUAAGUUUGAAACUUUGAAUGGUUCUCAAUUUAUAUUUGUUAUGUAAUCAUUGUAUUCUCUCUUUACAUGUGGGAAAAGCAAAAUACUCCCUAUGUUCAUCUUUAUUUGUUGCACUUAUUGGUAAUGAAUAAUAAAUAAAUUACAUAUUUUCUUA
Capsicum annuum is the source of this 2319-nucleotide messenger RNA. Its product is annotated as polygalacturonase non-catalytic subunit AroGP2. Bases 97 to 2085 code for a protein of 662 amino acids. NCBI's taxonomy places the organism in Eukaryota, Viridiplantae, Streptophyta, Magnoliopsida, Solanales, Solanaceae. The transcript has 2 exons. The record is from RefSeq and is a predicted model, not a curated record.